UGGCCACUCUUCGCCUCCCGGUGACCUCCUGGCUGGGGUGGCGCUCUGAGGGCGUGGCGCUGGCUCUUUAAAAAUCUCCGCAGCCACUGAACGACUUUUUUUUUUUUCCUUUGGACUGCCGGCUUGUGUGAGUGCCGAGAGGAUAUGUCCAGCAUCACUCCGGUUAGAUCGCCCACACUGCAGUCAAACAAGAUGAAGAAGGAAGAAUCUUUCUUGGGAAAACUCGGGGGCACGUUGGUCAGGAAGAAAAGGGCCAAGGAAGUGAGUGACCUCCAGGAAGAAGGAAAGAAAGCAAUCAACUCUCCCCUUUUGCCAACGAGUACAGACCUACACCCUGAGGAUGCGCUACUGGAGGAGAACGCAGAGAGAAGCAUGCUUGAUCCAGCAUCAAGAGAAGACCCCAAGUUUAAAGAACUGCUCCGAGUCUUAAUUGACUGGAUAAACAAUGAGUUAGAGGAAGAAAGGAUCAUCGUGAAGGACCUGGAGGAAGAUCUCUAUGACGGCCAGGUUCUCCAGAAGCUCUUUGAAAAGCUUUCAGGGAGGAAGUUGAAUGUGGCAGAGGUAACACAGUCAGAGAUUGGGCAAAAACAGAAGCUGCAGACCGUACUGGAGGCCGUCAAUGAUCUUCUACGGCCCAACGGCUGGGCAAUUGAAUGGAGUGUGGAUGCCAUUCACUCAAAGAAUCUAGUUCCCAUUGUUUUUCUCCUGGUAGCAUUGGCAAUGCACUUUCAAGCUCCUAUUCGCCUUCCAGAACAUGUUUCUAUUCAUGUGAUCCUUGUGAAGAAAAGAGAUGGACUGCUUCAGACCACUCACGUGACCAAGGAGUUAACCACCACUACAGAAAUGAUGAUGGGGAGGUUUGAAAGAGAUGCCUUUGAUACACUGCUGGAUCAUGCUCCUGAUAAGCUCAAUGUUGUAAAAAAGUCUCUCAUCACCUUUGUCAAUAAACAUCUCAACAAGCUGAAUCUGGAGGUGACAGAGCUGGAGACCCAGUUUGCAGAUGGUGUGUACUUGGUGCUACUGAUGGGGCUGUUGGAAGGCUACUUUGUGCCACUCUACAAUUUCUUCCUAACUCCAGAGAGUUUUGAGCAAAAGGUUCACAAUGUUUCCUUUGCCUUUGAACUGAUGCAGGAUGGAGGACUGAAAAAGCCAAAAGCACGACCUGAAGAUGUUGUCAACUUGAAUUUAAAAUCUACGUUGCGUGUUCUCUACAAUCUGUUUACAAACUACAAGAAUGCAGAUUAAGCAGGAGCUGCAGAACUUUACAUGACAGCAGUAUCCCCAUUACCAACCUUUCUCUAAUCCUAAUUUUAAACUUUCUAACUGGACAUUGAUUGGCCACAUGUGUUACUCCUGGGAAUGCAGAGAUUAAGCUGCAGCACUCGCCAUUUGGUUCAGGGGUCCAGUAGUGACCAAACACAUUAUGGUGGCGGCAGUUGGCUUGGUGUUUUCAGAGAUAUGCUAAGCAGAGCUUACCUUUUUUCUCAGAAACAAUGUUGGAAUGUAAUCACAAGAACUAUUUACUAAUUGGCUGGUGUUGCCCCACCAGCUCUGUUAGUUUUUUUUUUUUUUUAUCUCUGCCUCUUUCAUACUCCUCUUUUCUGUCCUAUGGAUGCCUGAUGUGGGUACCCAAAGCCCCUAGCUUUGCAGCCAGUGAUCUGUUACUAUUAAAUCUUGGAAAUGGGUACAUGUGAUCGCUGCAAGGGUCCUAGGCAAGUCUAUCGUUACUGUAUGAUGCACCACUUUCAGAAAAAAAUGUUUCCUUUGACUGCCAGGAUGUGGGCAGAGAAAGCGUGGCCUUUUUUGAGAGUAAUACCACAACACCCAAGGUUCAUAUGUGCGAGCUGUUGCCCAGGUUCUUCUAUGAGCUGUUUUUAUGUUUUACCAAGAAGAGUUAAAACAGAGUAAUGGCAAAUGUCUCCCACUCUUGGACAAAUGGCUGACAAAUGUGGUUGUCUGAAAUAUCCUGAAAAACUGCUGAAGCAACCUUAAUGGUGUCUGGUCUCAAAUAUCAUGGGGAAGGAAUUUAUAUGUGCAUUCAUAUUUCAAGAUAACAAAUGUAAACUAACCCCACUUCUUGGAUCCUUGCCCAGGACACAACACUUUAAGAUGUUCUACCUUUUCAUUGCAUAAUAAUUUCUGUAUUUGUACUAUUUUCUUCAUACAUAGACAAAACAUAAAUGUUUUGAGAUUCUCAUAAUUUAUGAAACUUGAGUUGCUGUCAAAACAUCAAGCCAUUACUUUGUCAAAUAUGCCCUGUGUACAGAUGGUGUAUUCCUAUUUUUCCCUUAAUAAAUUAUUCUAAGUGUCUUCUUUGUUAAAGAUGACUACUGCAAUAAAUCUUUUCAGAAACUA
This is a messenger RNA of Erpetoichthys calabaricus (reedfish), 2355 nucleotides long. It is a transcript of the gene parvb, whose product is annotated as parvin, beta. Gene Ontology annotation, biological process: actin cytoskeleton organization; establishment or maintenance of cell polarity; lamellipodium assembly. The coding region runs from base 145 to 1245 and encodes 366 amino acids. The record is from RefSeq and is a predicted model, not a curated record. Gene Ontology annotation, cellular component: lamellipodium; actin cytoskeleton; cytoplasm. The transcript is spliced from 13 exons. Gene Ontology annotation, molecular function: actin binding. NCBI's taxonomy places the organism in Eukaryota, Metazoa, Chordata, Cladistia, Polypteriformes, Polypteridae.